CUUGUGUGGCAGCGGACAACCUCUGGAGCGAUGAGACAGACAGAAGAGUGGGCACAGCCAGGUCACUGCCCGGGCACGUAUAUUCCAUACACCUCAUCUGUAGGGCAGACACAGGGGCACAGCAUGAGUGUCUGGCAGCUGUGACCUACCAGUGCCCGGCCGUAUCACUGCACAGCCCUCCCCCAGCUCUGACAAGUGAGGCCCCAGGCAGAGAAGCUCAGAGGGAUGGUGGUAGUUUCGGGGCAGUUUGAAGACAGAGGGACCCCGGAUGAUGCCAUGUCGAGCUCUGAUGCUGAAGAUGAGCUGAUCGAUCCAGCCACACCCACUCCGGGCAGUGCCACCUUCUCCCUGGACGGAAAGCUGCCCACGCUGCAGCUUCCGGAAGUCAUUCCGCUCAGUGUGGGAGGGAUGUGCUUCACCACCAGGCUGUCUACUCUUCAGAGGUAUGAAGACACCAUGCUGGCUGCCAUGUUUAGUGGACGCCAUCACAUUCCAACAGAUGCCGAGGGCAGAUACUUUAUUGACAGAGAUGGAACAUACUUUGGAGACAUAUUAAACUUUUUGCGCUGUGGUGAGCUGCCCCCACAAAACCGUGUCAAAAUGGUGUACAAAGAGGCUCAAUACUAUUCAAUCGGGCCACUGCUUGACCUUCUGGACAAGAUGCAGCCACUUACUGGGGAGAAAGUGAGGCAAGCAUUUCUGGGGUUAAUGCCUUAUUAUAGAGAUCACUUGGAGCGAAUUAUUGAGAUCGGAAAACUUCGAGCCAUACAGAGGAAGGCCAGGUUUGCCAAGCUGAAAGUGUGCGUCUUCAAGGAAGAGAUGCCCAUUACUCCUUACGAGUGCCCACAAUUCAACACAUUACGUUUUGAGAGGAGUGAGAGUGAAUCCAAUCACUUUGAGCAUCACUGUGACGUAGAUGUGUCUUUUGGGCCCUGGGAAGCAGUGGCUGAUGUGUAUGACCUUCUCCACUGCAUUGUCAGUGAUCUCUCUGACAGAGGCAUCUCUGUGGAGCACCAGUGCAUUGGAGUGUGUGAUAAGCAUCUUGUUAACCACUAUUAUUGCAAGCGCCCUAUCUAUGAAUUCAAAAUUACUUGGUGGUGAGCGUUUAAUGCUGUCAGGCAAGGCACAGGACCAAAUAUCUGGUUGCACGACCAAUGGUUGCAUGACCAAAUAGCUAGGAAGUAGCACUGCAGAUGUGGCGUUGGCUGUUACCACCAUCUGUUAGCUAUGGCGUAAGAGCUGAUUGCGCUUAUAUCCCACAAUUUGGGACUAUUGCUCUAAUAGAACAUUGACUGAGCUAUUAUUUCUAUGGGGUUAAAGAGUGCAUUGAAUGGUCAGAGAGGUCUAGCUCCUUUGCAGCACACAACUAAAUGUAGAAUUAUGUAGGGUAGUACAGGAGAAUAAUAUUCCUAGAAUGUAAGGCAUUACACUGAUUGAGAUACCAUAUAGAAGAUAAAAAAUGCCCAGAAUAUUCCUUCUCCUAAUCAAUGACUGUGUAUUUAUCAUUAUUUUCAGAGACCUUUCUGUCCACUAAUAACUAUAUUUAUAAUUAUUUUAAGUAAUGGUUUUACAUUUAAAUAGUGUUCUAUUUAUUUCUUGCAUUAUAUUAAUGUAUUUUGUCUGCAGUAAUUGAUUAUUUAUGUAAAAAAUAAAAAACUGCU
Bufo bufo (common toad) is the source of this 1661-nucleotide messenger RNA. RefSeq names its product potassium channel tetramerization domain containing 7 (gene KCTD7). The record is from RefSeq and is a predicted model, not a curated record. Gene Ontology annotation, molecular function: protein binding. Gene Ontology annotation, biological process: protein homooligomerization. The transcript has 4 exons. Bases 226 to 1101 code for a protein of 291 amino acids. NCBI's taxonomy places the organism in Eukaryota, Metazoa, Chordata, Amphibia, Anura, Bufonidae.